CGUUAGCCGAUCGCUCCGCGUACCGCAAAGCCGCAAAUGUCUGACAUAUGUGUGGCGAAGUGGGCUGCCGUUUGGUUGCUUCGAUCGCGUAGUAACGCUCGUUCGUGAGCCGAAUUAGGUGCGGUGCAUUCACAGUGGCAUCCAGACACGUCAGCAAAACCUACAGUGCGAGGAUGGAUUGACUGGGACCAUUUCUGAGCACAUCGCUGCCGGCCCGACUGAUCGAGGUGCAUCGGAAACAUGGAUUUCGCGAGGUCUGUUUUCGGAGGUAACUCCACUGAAGGCUACAGUCGAAAAAACACAGAAGUGGAGACACUGUCUGAGGAUGAAGAGGACGUGCGUUGUGGUGGAAGUGACUGCGGGGGUGGAGAUUCGAUCAGCGCCAAUCUGUUUGGCGGUGGCUCGGCCCAGGGCUACAGUCCAGCGCCUGGAGGACCAUUCUCAGCGCUCACUCCGUCCAUGUGGCCUCAGGACCUGCUUGCCUCGCUUGCCCAGCCUGAAGACACUGGCUGCCACCAUGACUGCCGCUUUGACGAGUUUGGAUUCAGGAUAGAGGACGAAGAUGGACCUGAACAGAUGAGCCGCAGUGUGGACAGUGAGGAACCUUUCCAGGAGAACCCCCAGCACAGGCUUAAGUGGAUUGCUUACUUAGAAUUCACCCACAACAAUGAGGUUGGAGACCUUACAUGGGACAAGGUGGAGCCACACCUGCCACACACGCCCAAGCUACGAGGCCUGCUGCGUGACGGUGGCAUCCCGCACUCGCUGCGACCCCAGCUGUGGAUGCACCUGUCGGGGGCAGCCCGCAAGAAGAGGCAGGCUGGCCUCACCUACCGUGAGGUGGUGCGUUCCUCUGCCAAUGACCACCUGCUCACCUCCAAACAGAUCGAGAAGGACCUCCUGCGUACCAUGCCUAGCAACGCAUGCUUCUCACAUGCGACCAGCACUGGCAUUCCUCGCCUGCGACGUGUUCUGCGGGGCCUUGCCUGGCUCUACCCAGACAUUGGAUACUGCCAGGGCACUAGCAUGAUAGCAGCGAGCCUGCUGCUGUUCCUGGAAGAAGAAGACGCCUUCUGGAUGCUCUGCACCAUUGUGGAGGACCUGCUGCCUGCCUCCUACUACUCGAGCACCCUAGCUGGUGUGCAGGCCGACCAGCGUGUGCUGAGGGCCCUGGUCACCGCAUGCCUGCCAGACCUCGACACCCUGCUCAAGGAACAUGACAUUGAGCUGUCGCUGAUCACGCUGCACUGGUUCCUGACGCUCUUUGCGAGCGUGGUGCCCAUGCGGGUGCUGCUGCGCAUCUGGGACCUGCUCUUCUACGACGGUUCCAUUGUCCUCUUCCAGAUCCUCCUGGGAAUGCUCAGCUCAAAGGAAUCCGAGCUGCGCUCACUCGAGAACUCGGCGCAGAUCUUCAAUGCACUCUCGGACUUGCCAGGCUCUGUGCGCGAUGCGGAGCAGCUGCUGGAGGUUAGCGAGUACGCGUCCCGUGAUGUGACGGAGGCCGCGGUGGAAGCCCUGCGACGCAAGCACCUGGCUUACCUGAUGGCCGACCAGGGGGCACACCUCAACCCUGAGCAUGCAGCAAACCUGCCGAAGCAGCAUCUGACUCGCCGUCAGGUGAAGCGCUCCAAGUCGGUGCUGCAGCUGCUGCUGCAGGGAGAGGCGGGGGACUGCACGAAUCCGUCGGAGGAGGACGUCCGGCACAAGAACGUGCGGCAGACGGAGAUCCUUGUCGACCUCCGCGAGGCCAUCUUGCAAGUGGCGCGGCACUUCCAAGCACUUGACCCGAAGCUGCAGGUGGUCAGUGUCCCCCACGCACUGAACCCGCUGUGUAUCUUCACGCUGAACUCCGACUACUCCAUGGAAAGCCACGCACGCGACCAUGAGAACUUUGCCAAUGUGUCCCGGUCGCGCCAUCGACGUGCAAAGGCCCUGCUCAACUUCGAGCGGCACGACGAUGAUGAGCUGGGGUUCCGCAAGAACGACAUCAUCACGAUCAUCAGUCAAAAGGACGAACACUGCUGGAUCGGAGAGCUGAACGGCCUGCGAGGGUGGUUCCCGGCAAAGUUUGUGGAACUCCUGGAUGAACGCAGCAAGCAGUACUCCAGUGCGGGGGAUGACUCGGUGACAGAAGCCGUCACAGACCUGGUGCGAGGAACGCUGUGUCCUACAUUGAAAGCAGUUCUGGAAUAUGGAAUGAAGCGGUCCAGUCUUCUUGGAGGGACCUGCCACCCGUGGCUGUUCAUCGAGGAGGUUGCCAACAAGGAGGUGGAGAAGGACUUCAACUCCGUCUACUCUCGACUGGUUCUUUGCAAGACCUACAGGUUGGAUGAAGAUGGCAAAGUGCUCACGCCGGAGGAAGUGCUAUACAGGUCAGUUCAGGCCGUGAACAUGUCACAUGACCUGGCACACGCACAGAUGGAUGUCAAGCUGCGCUCCCUGGUCUGCAUUGGCUUGAACGAGCAGGUGUUGCACCUGUGGUUCGAGGUGCUCUGUUCGUGCUUAUCGGUGGUGCACAAGUGGUACCAGCCCUGGUCCUUCAUCAACAGCCCCGGCUGGGUGCAGAUCAAGUGCGAGCUCAGGCUCUUGUCGCAGUUUGCGUUUAACCUGAAUCCCAACUGGGAGCUGCCAACACAGCGGGAGCCCUCACAACCGCUGCGCGAAGGCGUGCGCGACAUGCUUGUCAAGCACCACCUCUUCUCCUGGGACCUCUGACUCUUCAGCACGAGCAUGAUGUCGGCGCUGGUUCAGCGACACCACCGGGAAGCCGCUCCUAUCGGCUGGCAGCAUGUCUCGGCAAAACCGAGCACCACCGGUAGCCCUGCUGGCGUGGUCGUUGUGGGUCCCCCACAACUUCGAGAUGCAUGGCAUGGCAGGUCAGCAUCUGUUGUGUUGCUGACCGUGUAAUGUGUUCUUUUACAUGCCAAAUGGACCCUUUUCCCGACAUGCCAGUGAGCUUCUCCACACCACAUGUUUGCCCAGCUAAUGGCAGCAGCAGUCCUCAUUCAAACAAAGAUCAAGCAUCGUCUGAGCAUGUUGGUGCCUGUCUUUCACGCAUGGUUUUGUCACAAGAGCCCCAUCUGCAUUCUCUACCCCGUAACACGCACAAACUGAGCAUGUACAGUCGCAAGCAAAAGUCCAGAGGCCAUGACAACAGCAAAAAAUUGGAAUUUCUUCUAUUGCAACCUGGAAUUGUCUCGUUGGAGUGCAUUGGUCGAACGGGCACAGAUAGGCUGUAGCACUUAAUUUCAGCCUGCAUGCCUAGGCUGCGACGAAAAACAAAAAAAAUUUUUCGUGCCAUCUGGUGGUCCUCAGACUUUUGCUCGUGACUGUACAUGCCUACUGCAAAACUGACUAUGCCGCCGUUAGCUCGGCAAACCACUGCCUUGUGGGAAAGGUAGCUCGGCAGUUAGGAAAAGGGUCUGUUGCAGUCGUCCAUAGCUGUUAGGGUAGUGCACUAGCCAAGUCGCACAGAAAAAAAAAAAAAAGAGCAUUCCAGAAACAAUACAGGAUAAGGCAUCACAGGGCCAUACACGACACAGCGCAGGAGGAAUGGUUGGCAGAAUUAUGCUUCGUCUUGGGCUGCUCUAGCAAAUAAGCCUCCAUGGUUGUGUUGUGUUCUGUCGCAUUCUACAGCAAUGUGCCAACAUACGACGAACCUAGACUGAAAGUCAAGCUGUGUUUAGCGAAUGUGUUUCCAGCCUGAUGCACACUGGCACCCCUUAGCAGUUCAGGUAUGUUUGUUCUAAACGUUGUUUUAACUGCCUGAACUGUGCGAGCGUGCACAAUGUCUGGUGUUGUCCAGCAACUGGUACUGCAAGAUUUUUUAUACAUCAAGAGGCAACCACUGCGUGUUGAAAAAUUUUCCCGGUUUCUGCUAGCGUUCGUGAGGUGCAGGCGUUUCUAACAUUAUGUUUCCAUUACUUCAGGGUCUUUCAAAGAAAGUUGAGCACAGAUUUAAAGAGAACAUUUUUUUAAGGCCAUCGGCUCUCGCAAACCGCAGUCAUGUUAGGUAUGGUUAACAUUGCCAUAUUUCUAGCACACAAGUUAUUGGCCGAAUUGCUCCAUCACUUCGUUUAGGUGAUUACUCAAUGUUUGCAGAAGGAGCCUGUGUUCAUUGUUGAACUGCAGCGCACACAAAAGACGAAAGACAUGGGCAGAGUUAACAAACACACGCUGACUCACAACUCAGUUUAUUUCGGGAAGAGUCUUGUUUUGCUUCAGCAGCGUCCUCUUGUGUCAACUGGAAUUAGUAUUUGGUUUUGCAUUACCAUACAAGUGAAAAAACUCUUUAAUGCUAGUUGUCAGAGGUUCUCUGCCUGACAGUCUCAGCUCAUCCAUUCUUUUAUUAAAGCAGGUUAGGAUUAAACAGACAAGGUGCACUGCAGACAAAAGUCGAGUCCCGCAACAUGCUGAUCAAUCCAUCCCACAAACAAUCACGUGCUUGUUGCGCUAUAGUCACUCUCGCCCGAGAUAGACACGGCUACUGUGAUAAGGCUAAUAGCCUUGAACUGGAAGAUGCCAUCUUCAACUUGUCUGCAAGCCAUGGAGUUUUUUUUGCAGCUGGCAUCUUGCCCGAGGCACUGGCUGGUUGAGCCGUAGUUGUGAUUUCUUUUUGGAGAUUUUACUGAAAGUAUAGUAUCUUAGCACAGCGGUAAGCUCAAUGGCAAAAAAAGUGAUCAACGUGCAAACAAUGCAAAGAAUGUACAGGAUUAUGGGCAAGUGAUCAACAAUGGCCGACUGAGUGAAGCCUCAGCCUGGAGCCAACAUUUCAACAAAGGGACUUCUCUUUGUGUACAAAGACCUGCUGUUUACAGUUAAACUGUUCCAACUCGCCCAAACCACCAUCCUUACAAGUCUGGUUUGCUAAGAAAAAAGAUGCAAAUUUCCCUUCGUCUGCACCUCCUUCCGUGGUUAUAUUGCACAUGGUGCAAUGUAAACAUUGAGUUCCCAGUGAUUAGUGGAAACCAAUCUCGAAGGCCGUGCUUUCUGCAGGUACUGCAGACGCUGGAAGCAACAAGGUAACAUCAUAGCUGCCCUGAUUUAAACGUCAUAUACUGCGAGGAAUGCCAACGAAGGCUAAUUUGCUUUUCUUUUUUCCUUUGAUGAACAAGGCAAGUAACAGCUACAAGCGUUAUAUGGAACUAUCCAGACCAUAAAAUAUGAUCUUGCUGCAAAAUUUGAACAAGAACAGAGGAGCCAUAUGCACGAAAUCAUUUUUUUUUUCUUGAUUAUAUGAAGGUAAAAACGCAGGUCUCUGCACCAGCGCUGUGCACCGACAACAGCAGCUGUAACCAGUUACCAGUCGUAGCAGGUACCAACUGGUGUCAUGACUUAUUUACCAGUUGGUACCAGCAGUGGCCACACCAUCACCAUAACAUAUGGUAGCAUGGCCCGACAGAGACAAGUCUCCUCAUCGAAAGGUUGGCUCUGAGCUGGGGCAACCCUUGCUUAGCCUCUGUUAACUACUGGUACAGGUGCAGUGUGACCAAGCUGUAUUUUCAUCUCUCUCUGGUUGUACUGACAGUUCUAUAUAGUGCAAAAGGCGCCACUGUUAUAAGUGUGGCGAGAUUUUUUUUUUCCCCAGUAAUGUUCUAGCACCUUGGUGAACUCGGAAGCCUUCAUAUUGAGCAAGAAACACUUUCUUGUCCUAUAAAAUGUCCGUUUCUAUGCACACAUUUUUUUUUUCUGUAAAUUUUGUGUAUAGGAGAGCUUAGCUAUCUCAGUGUGAUGACCUUUGGCUAAAAUGUUUAGUCACUGAGCAGUGAAAUUGCACAUGCUCAACAACCACAGUUUGGUGAAGCGCUGUAGGAACCUGUGUCCUUUUUUCUUUAGGUUUCUCCCUCAAAAGCAUAGACACAAAACGAAUUUAGCAUAGAGCAGGGUACAUAAACAUGCGUGCACACUUGCUGGCAGCACAAAGCAACUAGGUCGGUGUCCUGAAAAGACGCUUUGCGUUCCCGCCCUGUACUAGGCUGCACAAAUGCAUGCUGGCAGAUGGGGUACGCUGUUAAGUCAACGGUGUGUGUCCUGCAAACACAAAUACAUGCAGACACUAACCUGAAGAGGGGAAAUGAGCAACAGCAGCCAGCUGGUUUAAUGCGUACACAUUAUCUUUGAUUGACAAGGCUCAAGCUCCCAAAACAGCACAGGUCCUAUGCAGAGGUCUACGUAUUACUAAUUUCGAUCACAUGGAACCAUAUUUUGUGAGCAUUUGCUUCUUCCAAUUCUAUUCUCUCUCUCUCUCCUUUUUUUCUUUCUUUUUAAUCAUUCAUGCCAACUAGUGGCUGAUCCUGGCAAUGGCAAGGGGAUGACUUCUGUGAGCUAAUGACAAAAAUGCAAAAAGGACGGAAAAGAACAGUUACUAAAUACGGGCCCUGGGAUUCCUAAAUGAGCACCGAAAGCUUGGCACCCUGGCAUUUUUGCGUUAGGCCCUGCUCGCAACGCAUCCGCUGCAGCCAAGAAUCGAACCUCCCGCUCAGCGGUAGAAGGCCGUAUAUCCCCUGGGCCAGUGCGCUGAAUGCGAAUUCCCUUUUGAGGCAUGUUUGCCACUGCGUUCAUAGAUUGUAACCAACUGUGCAGCAAAAAAUACAAAGGUGCGUGCUAGUCGCAUCGGAGGUUUUGCCUUUCACCACGACUUGUUUCUCGAUAGUACUGAUGUGCCACUGUUGACCCGGCCAUUUCCUGUGGGCCCUGUGGCCGUCCAAGAACCGUCGUCUCCUCAUUCCAUGCACGACCUGAAGCUAGUCGCAGUCUUUUGAGAAAGGGCUUCAUUGAUGUGUUGACACUUGAAUGAACUCAACAGCCUAGUAAUCUCACACAGCUGUACUACUCGGAUGUACCAGCUAGUUAGGAAACCCAUGCAGAGGUUAGCAAUAGUUAUACUUCUUACCGGAAGAUACUAGCAGGACUUUACAGUCACCAUAUUCAAAGCAUUAAGCGCUACAUUCACCAUUCAAAACUUGAUCAGUGUGUGUGGCAUUUGCCAUAAUGUAAUUUUAAUAUCGCAGUUAGAUUGGCAUUUAAAAAAAUGGUGAUCAGUUAUCUGUAUGGGCUUCUAAAAUGUCAUGCUUGUCACACAUCGGAUUUAAGCUGAGUGACCAAACUUCGCAUUUAAUUACGAAAUGGAUUGUGUGUGCCUCCUUUUUGCUUCUUUUUUUUAGAACUCUAGUCGUGGCAUUGUUGGUGACAUAUGUACAUUCCACUAAAAACAAGUGUCAGAUUUGAGAUCCUGGAACAUCUUACUUUUGCUUGUGCAAUCUGUAAAGCAGCAUUUGCUCCGCUUAUGUUUGCCAUUUUAGUGUUCUAAACUUCACAUAGUUUUGGAUUUGAGUCAUAUUUAAGUUCACUGAAUGUUUGGUUUAGUCACGCAUGCAGUCAGUAACAGCUUAAAUGGGCUUGUGGAGCAUAUAUUUGAGUAUGCAUACACUUUGUUUUAUAUUUAAGCGCCACACAGUUGUUGGAAGCUGUCAGGUGCCAUUGUUGAAUACCAAGAUGCUUGAUAAAAAUUUACAAGGAGCAUUUGUUGAUGUAUAUUUUGUUCUUAUUUACCUUUCUUGUUGUUUUAAUUGUAUUGCUAUACUUUGUGGUUUCAUUUUACUCAUUACACUUGCUUCAUUCCAUUUUGAUAUGCGAGUGGUUUGUUCAAAGUCACUUUCUUGUGAUAUAUAGCACCCCAUGGUACAUUCCCUGGUUCUGCCAUUUUUGUUGUUAGCUUACCGCAUGCAUUUUUGCAUGAAAACACCAUUUGUACAUUUUUUGAAUGUGUGGCACAGUAAGUGCUUGAUUGGUACAGUGUAUUUUUACGUGUUAUCAAACUUUAUUCUCACCAUGUAGAUGUAAUUGUUCCUGUACAUUCAUCCUGGUUUUGCCUCCCAUGUUCCUAAACAUUUAGUGUGUAAGGCCACCUUCGAGUGAACAGCUUUUUCUCAUCAGAAGGUUUAAGAAGAUUAAAGGGGCCCUAAAGCACUUUUUAUCGAAGUGGAGAAAUUAAUUUGAAGUUCAGUUAGGCUAUUCCAGAAAUACUUUGCUACGAAAAGUACUUCAAUGCAUUCUGCAGAAGCGGAGUUGUUGGCAUUCAAGCACCCCUUCGCGAUGCUCCCGUUCCUUCUUCAGUGCCUUGCACUGUUAAGGCUCCGGCAGAGCGGGGCACGCCCACAACGCUCCGCCUACCAUACUUCACCGUGGCGCGCAGUUCAAAUGUGAUUUUGGAUGUUCAGUUAGAUGCCACUGUCUCUGAUUUUGGCGCCAACGACGCGCCAAACACGGUUGCCCUCAGUGAGCCCCAGUGCACUCAGCCAGUGGACUCCUCGCGGCACUUCGCGGCAGCUGCAGUAUCAGCACUACGUAGCAGACCACAAGCUACGUGCAACAGCAACAUUUGCUUUGUGCACGACAGGGCUAGAGUGCAUACCCAUGCCACCUCCAACUUGCACAUUUUUGAACUUCUUUCAAUAGCUCGAUCAUUACGAAGCGAAGUCUGCAAAGGCGUUGAAGAGUAGUUAGGAGUGAGCUGACAAGUGCGUGUGUGUGGUCUAACCUUAAGUUCCACGCGAUUCUGGACUAGUUGAGUAUUGAAAAUUUGUGAGACCCGAUGGCUACAACACAGAUAAGCAGAGUGACCAAUGCCUAAGUUCUACAUGAGCGGCCGCAAGCGAGCGUGAGCAGACGAUAGUCUGCUUCUUCCGGAAGUAUGUGAUCAUUAUUGAAAUUCGAAAGUAUAUUUUUUCCUACUUCAGCCUGUUUAUUAAACUGCAUCAAUAAAUGUACACAGUAACAGUAGGAAGAAGCGCACAGAUCCAUAGAUGCUCCUCAACUAAUGUCGGCUAUUGGCCAAAGCAACCACCAUAUGGGAAUCUGCUACGUUACGAAAUCAAACGUCCAGGAAAGAGUGAGGAGCAGGCUUCUGUUGAAAAGAGCAUGUUUGAGAGAAAGGUGACUUCAAGCUCCACUUGCGAGAUCCACACACAACGCACGACUGCAAAAUUUGGCUGAGUUGUUCGCAGUAGCGUAUGCUAUCCGCGGACUACGUUUUUUCACCAAGCCCAAAGGGUGGUUCAGGGCCCCUUGAAGUCAAAAACAACACGCUGAGCAUUGCUUCUUAGUUUCCAGCUACAAAUAAGCAAUCUACAAAUGGGUGCAUCUAAGUGAUUUUCGUCUGUCCAUACACUUAUAUUGCAACACUGUCCCAUGAAUCUGUAAUUCAGAAACCUUCAAGAGAUAUCUAUAAGUUAUUCUUCAGAACUGUUUGUGCAGUGGUCAAGUUAAGAGUUGUAGAACUGUGAGCAAUGCGAGAAGGAACUCCAAAUUUGUUUUCAAGCAACAUUUACACGUUAUGCAGGGAUUUGAACAUGACAUGUGAACACCGUAAAAUCCUGCAUGUAAUAGAGAUCAUUUUAUUUUGGUUUCGUUUCAGCAUAUCAAAUUUGGGUAACCAAGUGAAAUUGUUUUACCAUAAUAGUACCAUAAAAUUUUACAUAUAUAAUUCAAGUUUUUGUUUCCCCAAAGUUUUGGCAUGCCAAAUUUGCUCUUCGUGUUACCUCUAGGUACCAAAGUUUCCGUGGACCCUGAAGUGUUUAGUUUCUUUGUUGUAUUAUGCCCAGUUAAAUGUCUUUCUUGAUCAAAGCCCAAAAAUUGCCCUUCGUAUAUUGUAUUCAUGUUCACAAUAUGUGAAUAUGUUCACAAUAUGUGAAUACUAUGUUGUGUGCCGAGUAGCUGUACUACUGAACACGUCACCUCGCGCAAGACUUAUAGUUGUUGAGUAACUAUGCUGAUCACACUGAGUAUCCUGAAUGAUAGUUCCGGUCUUCUCUCAUGUUGCUUGCAGGGAUGAACUUUUACAGGAACUGUGUCAGCGGUGCUGAUUGUAUCAUGCUGUUUCAUUCAUUAGGCAUCUUCCUCUGAUUUAUUUCUUACUACUGGUGUGGCUAGAGAUCCAUUUCUCACUUACCGAACCAUCCUUUAUGUGAUGUGGCUUGAUUAUGUUUGCUGUUCCGCAUGUUCUAUUGGCACUCUGUGUAUUGUUAAGUGCCAUAUUUGACAUCAAUAUUGACACAAACAGAUGAGGACGAGAUUUCAAAGUGCACUGAAGACAAACAAGAACAAACUGCGCAAGAGCAAAAGAAAAGACGCACGAGUUUUCAUGCAACAAAGUUAGAAUGGGCCACCAGUGCGAGAUAGAAAACAUUUGUUGCCUACUCCGCAUGUGUGGUUUUGAAAAUUUUCUUCACAACUUUUUCAGUGCGUCGAUAGGGCAGCAAGCGCAGAGGUUGUCAUUGUUCCUUUAUGCUACUAGGUCAGUACUUCGCAUUUAGUAGACGCAGGACAGUCCACGAUAUUUUACAUGCUUGCAAAUCGCAAUAUCUAAGAAUUCUCGUUCUCAUGGGCGCAUAUUUCGUUGCACUAUCCACCAGUCCGUCUUUGACGACUGCUGAGAAAAGGCCAAAGCAGCCCACUGACAUCUUCACAAUGUCGAAUUAAAGCGCCGCGAUGGAGAUGUUGCGCCAGCACGUAUUUCCCGGUGACUGAACGGUAUGAACUGCACAGUCGCUCAGCUGAGAAGCGAGGGUAAACUUAACGUACAUAAAUCAGCACAGACUGCUUCUCGUGCAUAGACUGCUGCAUAGAAAAGCAUACCGUCAUCUCUUUCACGUCUACCAGAGGAGAAUCUCCCGAUGACAGCAUUAUACAAAGCGAAGGCCACUGCUCCGUACAUACAUGCAUAAGAAAAAAAAAGCUUAAUUUUCCUGUAUGCGUGGUAGUUCUUGCAUAUCUUGGAAAGCGGGCAGACAGUUACAGCACAAGGUCGCAGCGGUGUCCUUGUCAAGUGUUGUGACUACCUGGCUACGCAUUAAAAUGCCAAAACUACUAAUCAAAAUGCGCCAACUAGUUCCGAAUCAAACCGUAUUAACGUCUCUGUACUGUUUGGCUCAUCUUCAGAGCGAUCAUUGUGCUGAUGUCAUUCUAGUCAAACAGCAUGCUCUCUCGUGCCCAUACGAGGUGUUCUGAGCUGCGAAUGUUUGGUAUGUGGCGUCCUUUUUAGUCUGUACAUAUAUCAUACUGCACAGAAGAGACUUAUUUUUGAACAUGGGUUCAAGUAGAUCUAUAUAUUAAAUACAUAUAACACAUAUUUUGAAAAAUUGAUGUUUUCUCUUCACGAGGGUCUGCUCGACCACCCAUAUGGUCAGUGUGUUCCACUCAUAAGGACUUGGUAUGCAAGUGUGAUUUGUCCUAAUUCAUGUUCUCAAUAAAUACUUUUUGUUGCCAUUUCAA
Molecule: messenger RNA, 11271 nt
Organism: Dermacentor andersoni
Lineage: Eukaryota; Metazoa; Arthropoda; Arachnida; Ixodida; Ixodidae
Product: small G protein signaling modulator 3 homolog
Biological process (GO): regulation of GTPase activity
Molecular function (GO): small GTPase binding; GTPase activator activity
Source: RefSeq, a predicted model, not a curated record